UGAUAGAUGAAAAGGAUUCUCUUGCUCCCCUCACCUUUCUCUCGAAACAGAGCAACAGGGCCUGAAACCAGAGAAAAUUGAAGGCUUGAAGCUAUGGCCAUGGCGAGCUUUGCUAGGAGAAAGGCUCUUCCCCUCUCAAAGAACAUCUGCAACUCCUCAGAUGCUUUGAGGUAUUCUCUGUGUUUGUCUUCCUUUUCCAGGAGUUUCUCUUCCUCUGGAUCCGAAGAGAACGACGUAGUUGUGCUCGGGGGUGGCCCUGGUGGCUACGUCGCUGCUAUUAAAGCCGCUCAGUUAGGUCUCAAGACAACCUGUAUCGAGAAGCGUGGGACUCUCGGUGGGACUUGUCUUAACGUCGGUUGCAUCCCUUCCAAGGCACUUCUUCAUUCCUCCCACAUGUACCACGAAGCAAAGCAUUCGCUUCCAAGUCAUGGUGUGAAGUUCUCUUCUGUUGAGGUUGAUCUGCCUUCCAUGAUGGCCCAGAAAGAUAAAGCUGUUUCUAACCUGACGAGGGGUAUUGAAGGGCUCUUUAAAAAAAAUAAGGUAAACUAUGUCAAAGGCUAUGGCAAGUUGAUCGCCCCUUCUGAAGUUUCUGUCGACACGCUUGAUGGUGAGACAACUGUUGUCAAAGGAAAGAACAUCAUAAUUGCAACUGGCUCUGAUGUCAAGUCCCUCCCGGGAGUCACCAUUGAUGAGAAGAAGAUUGUAUCGUCAACUGGAGCUCUAGCUUUGUCAGAGAUCCCCAAGAAACUUGUUGUCAUUGGAGCAGGUUACAUUGGUCUCGAGAUGGGCUCAGUUUGGGGGCGGAUUGGGUCUGAAGUUACUGUUGUUGAAUUCGCUUCAGACAUCGUACCAACGAUGGAUGGUGAGGUCAGAAAACAAUUUCAACGUGCCCUUGAGAAGCAAGGCAUGAAGUUCAUGCUUAGGACCAAGGUGGUUCAGGUUGACACUUCUGGGGAUGGUGUGAAGUUGACUCUGGAACCAGCAGCUGGUGGUGAGCAACGUACUCUUGAAGCUGAUGUUGUUCUUGUUUCUGCUGGUAGAGUUCCAUUCACAGCUGGGCUUGGGCUGGACAAGAUUGGUAUCAAUACUGAUAAGAUGGGCCGAAUAACAGUCGAUAAGCGGUUUGCCACUAAUGUUCCAGGUGUCUUUGCCAUUGGGGAUGUUAUUCCAGGGCCCAUGCUCGCCCACAAGGCAGAAGAGGAUGGGGUAGCAUGUGUGGAAUUUAUAGCAGGUAAGGAAGGCCAUGUAGACUAUGAUCUGGUACCUGGGGUGGUGUACACACAUCCAGAGGUCGCAUCUGUUGGGAAGACUGAGGAGCAGGUGAAGGAGCUUGGGGUUGGGUACCGUGUGGGCAAGUUCCCUUUCCUUGCAAACAGCAGGGCCAAGGCUAUUGAUGAUGCUGAAGGGGUGGUAAAGGUACUUGCAGAGAAGGAGACGGACAAGAUAUUGGGGGUUCACAUCAUGUCACCCAAUGCUGGUGAGCUUAUCCAUGAGGCAGUUCUUGCCAUGAACUAUGGGGCAUCAAGUGAGGACAUUGCACGUACAUGCCAUGCUCAUCCAACAAUGAGCGAGGCCUUGAAGGAAGCUUGCAUGGCGACUUAUGAUAAGCCUAUUCACAUGUAGAAGUGGAGCAGCUACUUGCUUCUCUUAUUUCUCUUUCCCCCUAUUUUUGUUUAGAUUUUUGGCAUAUUGUCUUAGCGAAGGCAUUGUUUCUUUGAUUUGUCGAGUCAGAUGAAAUCUCUGAAUACAGAAUGCUUUGUAAACAGUGUGAUAAAACAUGGAAUUCUUAACUUUGAUCAAAUCAAUGGCCAUUGGUCUAAUAUCCAAGUAUAUGUACCAUGUCCAUUUUUGGAGGAACUCCAUAUGCAGGACCUGAAGAAAUAGGUGAGUUUGCUUUC
Molecule: messenger RNA, 1898 nt
Organism: Telopea speciosissima
Lineage: Eukaryota; Viridiplantae; Streptophyta; Magnoliopsida; Proteales; Proteaceae
Product: dihydrolipoyl dehydrogenase 1, mitochondrial-like
Exons: 2
Coding region: 94-1623 (509 amino acids)
Cellular component (GO): oxoglutarate dehydrogenase complex; mitochondrion
Molecular function (GO): flavin adenine dinucleotide binding; dihydrolipoyl dehydrogenase (NADH) activity
Source: RefSeq, a predicted model, not a curated record